UGCCGACCUUUUCUCACCGCCCCACCAUAAACUUGCCUUAAUAUUCUUCUUUUGGGUCGUCUUCUUUUUGUUUAAUUUGCAUCACAAGAAAAAUCCCUUUCUUUGCUUGAUUUUAUUAAAUACGACUUUUUGCCUGCCAUCUUUUUCCUUCUUCCAAGCCAAACCUAGAUCCGUUCGUUAAGAUGGACAAACCCAGGGAGUUUAUUACCACGACCAAAUAAAGAAAUUCACUGGAUCAUCUAUGAUUUGGAACUGGAUCAAUCAAAAUACAACAGAAAACACAUACAUACAUAAUGCCAAAUUACGUUUAAAGGGCAUACAUAUUAUAUAUCGAGAUAUACUGAAGCAAGCAUGUGGAGGAGGUUGUGGUGGUGCGAGGCUUUCAAGCAGGGCGCGUCUGCGGCAGUUGGUAGGAGACCUCCGUCUUCGCCGCUGCUGUUGGAGGGAUUGACAUUGAGAACCAAUCCAGUAUUCUGCGGUAGAAAACUUUGGUUAUCUUCUACAUCUUCUGAUCCCAAUGCAACCUCUGAUUCCAAAAACGCAGGAUCAGGAGCAGAACUGGAGAGCAUAACAUUCGCGGAGGCCAAGAAGCUAAUGAGGCUGGUGAACGUGGAAUCGCUCAAGACGAAGCUAGGAAUGGAAGGCAAAGAGGUGAUAGGUUACUCGGAGUUACUGGAGGCCUGCGAGAGCAUGGGCGUUGCCAGAUCUCUGGACGAGGCCAUCGCUUUUGCACGCGUUCUGGAUGAGGCAGGCGUUGUACUUCUAUUUCGCGACAAGGUGUAUCUUCAUCCUGAUAAGGUGGUGGAUCUUGUUAGAAGAGCAGUACCUCUUGCAUUGACUCCUGAAGAUGACCCCAUUAGGGAUGAGCUAAAGAGGCUGCAGGAGAAGAAGGAAGAGAUUGAUGUGUUGGCACAUAAGCAAGUUCGCCGCAUCCUUUGGACUGGUCUAGGAUUAGCUGUGGUACAAGUUGGACUCUUCUUCCGCCUAACAUUUUGGGAAUUCUCGUGGGAUGUUAUGGAACCAAUUGCAUUUUUCACCACUACCACUGGCAUAGUCAUAGGCUAUGCUUACUUCCUGUUCACUUCAAGAGAUCCCACAUACCAAGAUUUGAUGAAGAGGCUUUUUCUCUCCAGGCAGAGAAAAUUGUUCAAGAAGCAUAAUUUUGAUGUUGGCAGAUUGAAGGAGUUACAUAAGAAGUGCAAAACACCUCUAGAUGCCUCUGCAUCUAUCCGAAAUCGUGUAGGGUUGGAACUAGAGCUAGAUGAUGCCUUGCAUAAGGAUUAGCUGUGCCUCCACCAGCUCUUUGUUUUUGCGUUUUUUUGCCCCUUUCCUUUCUCUCUUUCUUAUGUAGAUGAAUUAUCACGGUAACCAUCUGUUCCAAUUUUCUUCAGAGUUAAGGCAAAGGUUUCUAACCUCUUACUCAAAUCAAGCUUAAACUUAUCCCAGCUUA
Messenger RNA from Theobroma cacao (cacao), 1450 nucleotides. RefSeq names its product calcium uniporter protein 1, mitochondrial-like. Gene Ontology annotation, biological process: calcium import into the mitochondrion; mitochondrial calcium ion homeostasis. The record is from RefSeq and is a predicted model, not a curated record. Gene Ontology annotation, molecular function: calcium channel activity; uniporter activity. Gene Ontology annotation, cellular component: uniplex complex. NCBI's taxonomy places the organism in Eukaryota, Viridiplantae, Streptophyta, Magnoliopsida, Malvales, Malvaceae.